Messenger RNA from Exophiala xenobiotica, 2039 nucleotides. RefSeq lists its product as uncharacterized. Gene Ontology annotation, molecular function: transmembrane transporter activity. Lineage: Eukaryota; Fungi; Ascomycota; Eurotiomycetes; Chaetothyriales; Herpotrichiellaceae. The record is from RefSeq and is a predicted model, not a curated record. Gene Ontology annotation, biological process: transmembrane transport. The transcript is spliced from 4 exons. The coding region runs from base 96 to 1721 and encodes 541 amino acids.
CGUCAACCACGUUUCUCGUCUCUUUUUGUCCACAUAGUCAAGCGCGUGGCCGGAUUCCCAAAUUUAUUUCCUGACGCAAAGUUCGACUUGCAAUCAUGACGGGCCACGACCACCAUGAGCACGGCGCUCAUCCCGCGCACUUGAAGCACAGUCACGCACAUGAGGAGGACAUCCCAGGCACUGUCAACCUGCGAGCACAAGAGGGCGAUGAUACAGGAUACGGACAGGCUUUGUUCCCCGUACCCGCCGACGACCCCAAUGAUCCUCUGCAAUGGCCCAAUUGGAAGAAGACUAUGAUCUUGUGCAUUUGCGCGGCAUAUUCAUUCUUGGGCAAUUCCUCGCUACUUGGACCUUCCGUCUACAUUGGCAUUUACGCAGAAUCUUUCGGGAUUUCGCCUACCGCGGCUUCUGGCUUGAUCUCGUAUCCUAAUCUGGCUUAUGGGUUCGGAUCUCUGCUCUUGGUUCCUGCCUAUCUCAAAUUCGGUCGUAGGCCGGUCAUGCUCUUUUCAAUUGUUGCGUUCGCCGUUGGUUUGAUUGGCGCUUCUCAAUGCAACUCAUUCGCGACACUCAUGGUCUGCCGAGUCAUCCAUGCGUUCGGAUCAGGCGUCUGCGAAGCACUACCCGUCCAACUGGUCAACGAUAUCUUCUUCUUGCACGAGCGUGGUCAACGAUUGGGAUACUACACUGUCUGUUUGUGUCUCGGAGCUACGGGACCCCUCUACGCUGGAUACAUGCUUGCUGGCGGAUACUCCUGGAGACUCUUCUUCUACGUCGAGUUUGCCUUUGCAUGCGUCUUAUUCAUCCUGGCUUUCUUCUUCGUCGAAGAGACGUGGUACAAGCGCGAUGAGAUGAAAGCGAGACUUGGUGCCGCGGUCGAGACAUCCCCUGGGGAGAAGGCUGUCGACUCUGAUAUGCGUGAAGUUGCGCCAGCGUUGCCCGAGCGAAAGACCUUCUCCCAGACUCUUAAGCCUUGGGGUGUCUACGACAAGGAGGCGCCGUUCUUCAUGACCAUGCUGAGAUCGUUCACGUACUUCGCCGUGCCGUCGGUUUUCUGGGUCGUCGCAACUUACGGUAUCUAUAUUGGCCUCGGUGCCUUGGCCUUCAACUACACGUUCCCACUCAAGAUCACGGCACCACCUUACAACUGGUCCGAGACGAAUUCUGGUUUGAUCGCUGUGGGCAACGCCGCCGGCUACAUUCUUGCCAUUCCAUUCACCACUUCCUCCGAUCGCCUUGCUGCCUACUUGACCAAGAAGAAUGGUGGCAUCCGCGAGGCUGAGAUGCGCCUUGGUGUUCUCUUGCCUGCGAUGUUGAUUGGUCCAGCCGGCCUCAUCGUGUACGGCUAUACGGCUCAGGACAAUCUACACUGGUUCGGCUACUUCGCAGGUGUGGCCAUGGUCAACUGGUCGGCGUACUUCUACUUCACCUUCAGCCUUGCAUACGCGGUCGACAGCUACACGGUCAAUCUGUCCGAGAUGCUUAUUGCCAUGAAUCUAGGCAAGCAGGCAAUAUCCUUUGCCAUGGGCUUCAAGUUGCUCACCUGGAUUCUUGAGAAUGGCUAUGUGAACGUCAUUGCAGGUAUCUUCUGUGGCGUACUCGCGGCCAACGACUUGGCGCUGUUGAUCUUCAUGUUCUUCGGCAAGAAGAUUCGCAUUGCCACGAGCAAGACGUGGUUGGCGAAGAUGCACAAGCGAACACACGUCAGUGGCGAGUCGCAUUAAAAUGCCCGAGCAUGGGAGAUGGAGUGGUUGUCAGAGGGUCCUGACCUUUGGUCUUCACUGGUCUGGGCUGCGAGGACAUUGUGAUUGAAUAUCUUGCUCGGUAUACCUGCAUUAACUGUCAGGGGCUCUCUCAUUGCAGUGCAUGGCCAUGUCACUGCCUGUGAGAGUGAAGCAAGCGUGGACUGAAAACAUGGUGAAGUGACUGCUAUUGUGUUUGUCGCAACUUCAUUUGCCAGUUUGUUGAUACCUUUACCAUUUUCAACAAAGCUUCCACAAACCAAAGCUUUCCAUUUGAUCUCAAUCUGUCCCGCACGCGCC